Messenger RNA from Lagopus leucura (white-tailed ptarmigan), 5413 nucleotides. RefSeq names its product serine/arginine repetitive matrix 4 (gene SRRM4). Gene Ontology annotation, cellular component: nucleus. The record is from RefSeq and is a predicted model, not a curated record. The transcript is spliced from 12 exons. Gene Ontology annotation, biological process: mRNA processing; neuron maturation; regulation of RNA splicing. Lineage: Eukaryota; Metazoa; Chordata; Aves; Galliformes; Phasianidae. The coding region runs from base 1 to 1767 and encodes 588 amino acids. Gene Ontology annotation, molecular function: mRNA binding.
AUGGCCAGCGUGCAGCAGGGCGAGAAGCAGCUCUUCGAGAAGUUCUGGCGAGGGACCUUCAAAGCCGUGGCCACACCGCGACCGGAGAGCAUCAUCGUGGCCAGCAUCACCGCCCGCAAACCGCUGCCCAGUGGGACGCUCAGCUGCCUGCCGUACUCUGCCGAGGAUCGACGUCCUGAGAAGCUGAGCAGCUGUGUGUCCAAGGAGACCUCCACCACUAACGGCUGGGCAAGAGGGAAGGAGAGACGCGGCCAUGCUCACCACAGGUCACGCAGCCCCUCGUGUGAUGGGGAACGUGCACCGCUGCCAGCCCGGGGCAAGAAGAAGAAGAAGAAGUCCAGCCGCAAGAAGCGACGGAGGUCUCCUUCCUACAGCCCCUCUCCUGUGAAGAAGAAGAAAAAGAAGAGCUCCAAGAAGCGAAAAAGACACAGGUUAUCCUCAAAGAAGAGAAGGCACAGCUCUCGUGGGCGCACCCGGAAAGCUCACCGCCACCGCCGCUGCCACUCUCGCUCAGAGAGCUCUGACUCCUAUUCCCCGAGCUGCCGGAGCAGGCACAGAGCCAGGUCUCGGGAGGAAGGGCGUAAAGCACGGCGGAGACGCUCCCAGCACCGUGCAAAAGUCCCAGCAAAGAGAAGCUCCUCUGCAGAGGUUCAGGCCAGCCAAACCCUCCCACUGCACAGCUUCCUGUCUCCCAAGGAAGUCAUCUCUCAGUCAGGGUCUUCUGCUGACCUCUUUACCAAAACAGACAGCCCGCCUGGCCACCUCACCAGCCAGAACGGAGAGUGUCAUGAAUAUGACUCAGGAAACGACACUUCUUCCCCUCCCUCCACUCAAACGAGCUCAUCCAGGUCAAAGGACAGCCAGGACAAACGAAGCGUAGCCCACGAUGGCUUUGGCCAUGCCUUCUCAUCCAGGAAGCCCAAAGUGGCCAACGGUGAUAACAGCUCUGAUUCAGGAAAUUCCUUCACCAGUUGCUUUUCCCAGACCAAGGCAACGGCUUCGGAAAAUCUGUCUCCAGAUCCCCAGGGACAAGACGAAAGAGGAUGCCUGUCCUCGUGUCUCAGCUGUUCAGAGGAGAAGAAGCGCAGUGUCCCCCCGUCGCCAGCCCGCAGCUCCCCGCUCAGGCCGUGCCCCCGCAGCGAGUCGUGCAGCAGCACAGGACGCUCCUCCCCUGCCUCCAGCUGCUCCUCACCCCGCAGGGCCUCCCCCAGGUACUCCCGCAGCAGGUCCUGCUCUUCAGGGAAGAGCCCCAGGUCUUCUUCACGAUCUCCCAGCUAUUCCUCUAAAUCCUGCAAAAAAAGCCCUGGAAGCAGGAGCUCAAAGACUCGCCGAAGCCCGAGUUACUCCCACUACAGCCCUACGAGGGACCGUGAGCACAAGCACAGCUCCAGUGAGAAGGAGUCACACCGGCAGCGGGACCGGCAGCGCCGGCGCUCCUAUUCCCCCCUGAGGAAACGCAGGAGGGACUCCCCCAGCCACCUGGAGGCCCGGCGCAUCACCAGCGCCCGCAAACGUCCCAUCCCCUACUACCGGCCCAGCCCGUCCUCCUCCAGCAGCGCCAGCAGCUAUUCCUCCUGGUACAGCAGUCUCAGCCGCUCCCCCAGCCGGAGCAGGAGCUACUCCAGCCACCGGUCGAGCCGCAGCCGCAGCUGGAGCAGCAGCAGUGCAGAGAGCAGGAGCCGCAGCAGGAGCUCAGGCCCCAGGAGCAGCCGCAGCCGGAGCAGGAGCUGUGACUCAGGAGGCAGCUCCGACAGCCUGCGUCGCUAAGGAGUGCCGCCGGCAUCACUGAAUUCCUUGCGUUCUCCACAUCCUUCCCACCUACUUGGCCAUCGAUCGCAAUCACCCCCGAUACUGAUGUGACAGCAGCACUGCGUCCCCUUUUCUCAUUAUGGAUGGAGUAAGAGCCCUCGUGCUCCUGGAACAGCCCCUCUGCUGCCUCGCAGUGAGGGUGGAUCCAUGCAGCUCCCCCAGCCAGAGCUGGGGCUGGAAGAGGGGCCAGUGCCCUACAGAGGCUCUGCAGGCCCUACAGGGUCCAUCCUCCUGACAUCCCCAUCUCCCCAUCGCUGCCUCUCUGCGACAGCUGCCAGCUGCUCCAAAGGAAGAAGAUUUUGCCCUUCUCUUGCCAAAAGCGGGAGCCAGCGAAUUAAAUCCCUCUGGAGGAAGAGACACAUUUAGGGAGGAAUUUGCUGGGAAGCUUUGGUGAUGAGUGGACGUGACCUGUCCCCCUCAAGGCAAAUAUCAGGUCCCUGAUAUUGGAUCUCUCCUCCCGAGAUUCUGCCCACUCUGCAGCAGGUCUCUGCCAUGAGCAUAUUUAUUUAUUUCCAUACACCCAACUCUGCUAUAAAUAGAAGGCUAGAAAUCCCUCCUGACAUUAAUUUCUGCGGGGGAAAAAAGCUAUGCCCCCUCUCUUUCUCCUGCCCUUUUCUAACAGGGUGUUACACAUCCACCUUUCACAGGGCUGCUCUGUUCCCCUCCAUCAGUGUGAUCGCUGAGAGGAGACACAGCAGAGGGAAGUCAGUGCUGCAGAGUGAGCUGGGGCUGCACGGCUCGCAUCUCAGAGACCCCCAACACCCCUCCCCCAAAAUCGCCUGUUUUUUUCCCAGGAUCUGGGAGAGCCCUGCCUGCCUGGGCGGCCCUGCGGUUUUGUCUCCCUGCCAGGCUUGCCAGCCCAGCUGCCUGUGCAAUUACUGUGUUUUGCAGAGCAACAAAGGCUUCUCCUAGCACGGGCUGAGCCGGUGCUGAGGAUUUUCUUUCUCUUACAACACCUGGGUGCUUAGAGACGCUAAUUUAGGUCUAAGACUUCCCUCCCUCCCUUUUUCCAUCCCCUCCCCUUCCAUCCUGUGUGAUCAUUAACGAGUUUGGGCUUAAUGAGUCAAGGAGGUGUGUCAUUAAAGUGUCACAGGAAAGGGCUAAGGGCAGCCAGCAUCUGCCAGAGGGGGAGAGGGGUGGAAGGAAAGGCAAACCCACAGCCAGAGAGUUACCCACGGCUCCCACUGGCAGCAAGUAAAGCUGUGAGCGAGGUAAGGUCAAACACAACCUGGAUGAUUGCCUUAUCGAGCAUAUGAACGUGUUAUCAGUUGGAAAACACAGCAGGAAGGUUUAUACUUCUGUGCAGCUGAUGCAAGGGGAAAUUUGAUAACAGGGGCCCUUUUUCCCGUCUCCUUCUCACUGCAAACCCCUCAGGCUGUGGUUGAGAAUUACAGACGAGGUGUUCUUGCAGCGGGUGCUGCUGCCUUCCCCCCAUCCCGGCCCCACAGCAGCCCCUGGCUUCUCUGGUGGGGAGCACCCUUCUUGUAAAGGGCUGAGAACCCCAUGCUUCUUUCUUAGGGAGUCCCUCCCAGUUUGGCAUUGUCACCCUGUAGCACUCCAUGAAAGGUCUGAUAUCAGCAACCAGAGGCCAAAUCCCAAAUCUGUGGGUCUCUUCAUUCCCCUCCGUGCCCCCAAAUGCCGGCAUGCACCUGCAGCAGCGAGCCGGAUGGGCAACAGCUGGGAAAGCAAAGAGCUUUGUGCAAGCAGUGCAAACAGUCCAACUACAUUGAGCCGAGUUCCUGGUGGGAUGGAGAACAAACACAGUGCUGGAGGCAGCAGCACACGCUGGCUACGGGACAAAGAGGUGCCACGUGGCUCUGGUACCCAUCCACCUGCACAGCCGGUGGCAGCUGAAGGCUCUCCAGCAUCGGAGCAAAACCUCUUUAUUUAUUUAUUAAUUAUUUAUUGACGCACUUAUUUAUUAUCAGUCGCGUUCUGUUUCUAAUGGCUGUGGUCGGGACAGACGCGAGCGGUCGCCAUCGGCAGUAUUUAUUUAUUUAUUCUGGAGGGCAAAGGAAGGAGCAAGGAGUUAUCGGGGCUCUCUGUGCUUGUUUGGGUCCUCCCCAUCGCAUGGAGGUUCCCAGUGCUGGCCCUGCACUGGCAGGAGGAAGGACUUCCCCGCGUUGUUUUGCAUUGUGAUCCACCCAUGGAAAAUCUGAGGUUGGGCCGUGAGAGCACGGGAGGUGCCUGCAAAUCCAGCCCGGUGACAGCACUAACUGCGUCUGUGUGUGCGUGUGUGUGUGCAUAUGUUUCCUCAGUGGUAUUUCUCUCUUUAUUUUUUAACUUAUUUAAGGUUUUUGGUACAACGCGCAUCAUCGCCCGUCCUGUCAGUGGGUUUUCUGUCACUUUGCAAGAAGCCUGUGAGCUUUUCUGUCUCUGUGCCUUUUGCCAGUGCUUCUUUUGUUGUAUGCUCACUCACUCGUUGCUUUUAUGGGAUUUUUACUCCUUGACCAGCGUCUCAGGUUGCUGUUGUUUGCAUGGAGCAGCUUCUGCCCUGGGGCAGUUCAGCCCUUUGGGUGAACACAAAUUGCUGCUCAUUGGCACUGGGGCUGCACACCAAGAGCUUUGAGGCAGUGUGUUGGCCGCCUCUCAGAAGUGCCAUCUCAGAGGGUUUUCUUUCUUCGUCCUUCCUGCCCGUUGCGUUGUUUCCAUCCCAAGUGCCCUGGUUGCCUUUCCACAGCAGAGCACAUGAUGCAGUGUCCCCCCCCUGGGAUGCUUCCCGCUCACUCAACCCCCAGGCUCCUUCCUUUCCCACCCCACACACCAGGUCAGGCUGCAGCAAACCCAGCCCAGCCCCUGAAGUGUUGCUGCAAAGCGUAGAGGAAGGAUAUUUCAGUGCACUGUUGUGUCAUUCCAUUUGGCCACGGGUUGCGUCGCUCAGCUGUGCUCUGCUUUAUGUUGACCGUAACUUUUCUCAAUGUUUCUGUUGUUUUGGGCGACUGAAGUUGUACCAAACCCAUCUGCAAUGGCCAAUCGAUGUUAUUUUGCUAUGCAUUGUACAUAGAUCGAAAAGGCUGAGAGGACUUGGCCUCUUAUUUAAUAUUUAUUUCUCCUAUUUAUUGAGCAUUACUUAGGAAAGCUGUUCGAGUCUCACCGUUGGCUCCAUGGGAUAUUUGAGAAAGGGACAAUUUUAGGUGCCAGACUGAAGUCCUUAAUGUCCAGCAGGGUUGUGUUAUCUGUGUGAUAGAGGAUGAACAAAUCCUGUGACUUUUGCAGCUACCUGGAAGUCUGUGUGUGACCAGGAUGAUCUCUGAAGCACUGCAACAUCCACUGCUGUAGCAACAGCUCCGCGAUAAAGCAGCCUAAAUUUUGGACUGUUGUAGAGAACAGCACCUUGAGCCCCAUCCAGGGAAUGGAGAGAUUUAGAACAAAAGCCCAGACAGGAGAAAAGCUGCCAGGGAAACCGUGUCCCUGUUUUCUCUGCUGGUCAAUUCCUUACCAAAUCAUACCGGCACAUCUGUUCAUUCGACUUCACUGUAAAACUACCUUUGCUCUCCAUGGAAAUGCAUACUGUAUUCUUUAGUCUUCCUGGGGUAUUCGAGUCGUUAGCCUGUUUAGAAAAGGGUUCCAAUAAAAGUUCAGAUGAUAUCUGGUUCACAUCGCA